Magnolia sinica is the source of this 3229-nucleotide messenger RNA. Its product is annotated as type IV inositol polyphosphate 5-phosphatase 7-like. Gene Ontology annotation, molecular function: phosphatidylinositol-4,5-bisphosphate 5-phosphatase activity; inositol-polyphosphate 5-phosphatase activity; phosphatidylinositol-3,4,5-trisphosphate 5-phosphatase activity. The transcript is spliced from 14 exons. Bases 655 to 2346 code for a protein of 563 amino acids. The record is from RefSeq and is a predicted model, not a curated record. Gene Ontology annotation, biological process: phosphatidylinositol dephosphorylation. NCBI's taxonomy places the organism in Eukaryota, Viridiplantae, Streptophyta, Magnoliopsida, Magnoliales, Magnoliaceae.
AUGGGCUUCAAACGCCUCGAGAAGGAGACUCCCCUGUUUGCACUUUAUUCUCUUCAAAUUCGAUACUUUGCUGUACUGAGAACGAGGUUCUGAUUAUUUUUGAAGGAGAGACUCUCUCUCUCUCUCUCUCUCUCUCUUAUAUUUUCUUCUUCUAACCCUUCCCAAAGAUCACAUCUUUCUCUUCUCCACAUUGCAUUUUCCUCUCAAUAUUCUCCUUUAUCUGAAAUCCCCUCCUUUAUUUUUAUUUUAUUUUUAAUUUUUGCUUCUUUUAAGACAAAACCCAUCAUUUGUUUAGAAGAUUUGAGCUUUGUCUUCUUCAAUCUUCACCACAGAAACAGAGAGGUGCCUUGUUCUUUCAUUCUUUCUAACUGAAGCUUUUUUUUUUUUUUUUGAGCUUCUUCUCUUCUACUGAAGAAGCAAAGAAAGAGGAAGUCAGCUUCUUCUAUUCUAUCUUCCUCUGGUUUCUUACAAUACGCAGAAGGCAGAAAUCAUAUACAAGGAGGGAAAAGCCCAAUUCCUGAGCUGUAUUUCCCCCUUCAUUUUCUUUUCCCAUUUCAAGAAAGACCCAUAAACCAAAUACCCAAGAGAAGGAAAGAAAGGGGGGAAAGCAAGUUCUUCCCAGCAGGGGGACUUGUAUGAAGAAAUACUGAAACAAUGAGAGAUGGAAACCCGAAGAAAAGCAAGCUCUCAUGGUCUAAGACCCUUGUGAGAAAAUGGUUCAAUAUCAAGAGCAAAGCUGAGGACUUUCAUGCUGAUGAUGUUGUUUAUUCAGGUGGGGAUGGUGAAUGGAGGACAAGCUUCUCAGAGAGGGAAGAAGCAUGCACAAUCAAGAAAAGCAAAACAGCAGAGAGAUCGUUCAAGAAGAACUCGGAUCGAAGUCGGCAAGGGCGGGUUGAUCUUGAUUCUGCUCAAUUUACUGAUGUGCAGGACUACCGGAUUUUUGUAGCAACAUGGAAUGUGGGUGGGAAAUCUCCACCAAGCUAUUUGAGUCUUGAGGAUUGGCUUCAUGCCUCCCCUCCUGCUGAUAUCUAUGUUUUGGGGUUUCAGGAAAUUGUUCCGCUCAAUGCCGGCAAUGUUUUAGGUGCGGAAGACAAUGGCCCGGCGAGAAAAUGGCUAGCACUCAUCAGAAAAACUCUAAACAAUCUCCCUGGUACCAGUGGAAGCGGUGGUUACCACACGCCUUCGCCCGUUCCCUACCCCAUUGCGGAAUUGGAUGCAGAUUUUGAAGGGUCGACACGGCAAAAGGCCUCCACUUUCUUCCACCGCCGAUCAUUUCAGUCCUUGAGUCGUAGCCUGAGGAUGGACAAUGACAUCUCAAUCCCGCAACCUAGGCUUGACCGCCGGUUCAGUGUCUGCGAUCGGGUCAUGUACAGUCAUAGGCCGAGUGAUUUUGAUCCCAAUUUUAAGUGGGGCUCUUCCGAUGAUGAGAAUGGGCCGGGGGGUUCGCCCAGUACUGGUUUUGUUUCGCCGAUGUCAUAUGGUGCAUCUUCGUCCAUGGAUGAUAGGGAUAGACCAUCAGGGCAUUCGAGGUACUGUUUGGUUGCAAGUAAGCAGAUGGUUGGGAUAUUUCUCACAGUCUGGGUUAGGAGUGAUUUAAGAGAUGAUGUCCGGAACAUGAAAGUCUCUUGUGUGGGCCGUGGAUUGAUGGGUUAUCUUGGAAACAAGGGCUCGAUCUCGAUCAGCAUGUCCUUGCACCAAACAACCUUCUGCUUCAUAUGCAGUCAUUUGACCUCGGGGGAGAAGGAGGGUGAUGAGCUGCGGAGAAAUUCGGAUGUUAUGGAGAUCUUGAGGAAGACGAGAUUUCCACGUGUUCAUGGGUUAGGUGAUGAGAAAUCACCUGAAACUAUCCUUGAGCAUGAUCGAAUCAUAUGGCUUGGGGAUUUGAAUUACCGGAUUGCUCUAUCGUAUCGCUCUGCAAAGGCGCUCGUCGAGAUGCACAACUGGAGAGCGCUGUUGGAAAAAGACCAGCAGCUCCGGAUAGAGCAGAGACGUGGCCGUGUUUUUGAGGGUUGGAACGAGGGCAGGAUCUAUUUCCCACCCACGUAUAAAUAUUCAAAUAACUCAGAUCGGUAUGCUGGGGAUGAUUUGCAUCCAAAAGAGAAGCGACGGACACCCGCAUGGUGUGAUCGUAUAUUGUGGUAUGGAAGAGGUCUCAAUCAACUAUCAUAUGUUCGUGGAGAGUCUAGGUUCUCGGACCAUCGACCGGUUUAUGGCAUCUUUACAGCCGAGGUUGAAUACAUAAACCAUAGCCGAACAAAGAGAAGCAUGAGUAGCUCUAGCGCCCGAAUUGAGGUAGAGGAACUGUUGCCACACUCGUAUGGAUACACCGAACUUAGUUUCUUUUGAUGGGGGAAGCCAACCUAUGACCUGAAUUCAGGAAGGCUUGUAAUUACCCACGAAGAGAAUGGCUUAGGUUCAGAAAUUCAUUCAAUUUUACAAACUACAGCAAGUAUCGAAGUUGCAGAGCUACUAAAUGCUUAGUUUUUUCUAUAUGGUGAAGAGCGAUUUGUAAAAAGAAUCUUGGCUGCAAGGACAGUAAGCUGUCCAUCACCACUUAUACAACGAUUCUAACAGGAAAAUGCUGUAAAUUUGUUGAUAAUGAAGUCCGCAUGUUCAAACUCCGCAGUCUAUACGUGAAAGAGUGGUAAUGCUCUGGUAAUUGGCUCCCCAAAAUUGGCUACCUGUUUAGCAGAUUUCGGGUUUUUGAGUGCUCAGAGCAAGCCCCACUUGCACCAGCAUAUCAUCAACAUAAUUUGAAAUUAGAGGAAUGAAGCGAGACACGUGGGCUUCGACAUUUAUUCAAAUUCAAUAUUCUUUUUAGACUAUUCUUUUUGAACAAUCGUAGGGGAUAUACUUUGGGUUUGAGAUGGGGAAAGAUAAGGGAAGGAAUAACCAUGUUGUACUUUUGUUUCUUUGUUUAAAAGAAGAGGUAGAGAUGAGAUGAAAGAGAUGGAAGAGAGAUGUAGCUUUUGCUUUUGGGUCUGUGCUGCCCCGUCAUCUUAUGACUUGCAAGUAUUUUUGAAGUAAAAGAUUUUUUUAUUAUUUUUUUUCCGAAGUGUAUUUUGGGCUUGAUGGUGGUGAUGGUAUGAUGAUGAUGAUGAUCAAGGUAUUACAUAAUGGGGCGAUAUUCCAUUACUGAUGCGUAGCGGGAUGACUGUUUCCUUCAUGUAAUGGCUGUAAUGUAACUGUUUCUUAAUAGCAUGACAAUGAUGUGUUUUGGGCUUGAUCA